This is a messenger RNA of Closterium sp. Naga37s-1, 708 nucleotides long. The record is from the annotation of a GenBank genome assembly. Lineage: Eukaryota; Viridiplantae; Streptophyta; Zygnematophyceae; Desmidiales; Closteriaceae.
AUGGCGAUGACUCAACGCGUCGCACGCGCCUCCUCGACGAGAUCCGCCGCGCCGAUCCUCUUAUCAGCCGCCGUCGUAUGCGGCCUCCUACUUCUCGCGGUCGCGCCGCUCGCGAACGCGUCGCGUCUAACUCCCAACGGCACGGUCGCCGCGACGGGGCGAUCAUCAGGAUGGCGGCGCAGCUUGUUUUUCUUGCCAUUCGGCCGGCUCAUGUGCGGCAAGUCCAAGCUGAAGGGUUAUACCUCGAUGGUGAAGCUCCAGUACGGGCUCUCUCUGCACUGGAAGGCCACCAAGGGCAAACACAUCCACUUCGCCAUCCAAGCGCGCCCGGGAUCCGCGGCGCACAAGGCGGGCUGGUUCGCCGUCGGCUGGUCGCCCAACGGCGACAUGGGCGGCAGCAACGUCGUCGCGUACGAGACGGGCACAGGCACCGCGUCGCCGUACGAUCUCCAGGGGGAAUCCGCCGCCGUCGCCGCCACGUCGUGGGCGCCGGGCUCGCUGGAUGUCACCACCGGCAAGAAGGGCGGAACUAUCGUCAAGUUCACUCGCUCGGCCAGUGACGGAUCAUCCGUGAAGGUGCGGAACAGCGGGGGUGCCCACGUCGUGUUCGCGUACGGCCCCGACUCAAAUGUCGCCAUGCACGCUGAUGCGGAGCACACGGUGCUUGACUUCUCAUGUGGCUGCGGGUUUCUCAGGAACGGCUGCUGA